UUGAUACCAAAUGAGGAAACAAAAGGAGAGGCUCCUAAGAGUAGAGUAUGCAAAAUACGGCAGAGUUUACUUUGGUUAACUCUCAAACGAUUCUUGAUUUUUUUAUAUUCCAAAAUUAGUUUUUUAUAUUACUAUAAUUGUUUGUGUGGGGGAGGUUUUUGUUUGUUCUGUACUUUUGUUUUUAUUUUUAUUUUUAUUGUGUUCUUUUUCUUUUUUUCUUCUGAUUUUCCUAUAAUAAGAGAAAUGUUGGGAAUUUAUGAGGCUGUGGAGCUUCAGUGUGCUUGUGUGUGCAACUAGAAAGUUUUUGCUGUGUGGCUCUGUUGUGAGGUUGGCCUAGCUGAAACAGGAGAUCCUCCUAUGGUGACACUGGGAUAGAUUGCAUACUGAAGAGUUUGUGAAUCCAUGGUGCAGACCUAACAGGAAGUUGUGAUCGUGUUCGGUGUGAAAAAAAGGUUGAGAGGUUGAUCUUGAUUGAUAUUGGAGUCUGUGCUUUUUCUUGAGUUAAUGAAAUGAGUUUGAGUUAUAACGGUGAUGGUGGAGGUGCAAGGGUGUGAGGCAAGUUGGAGGAGGACCACAGUUUUUGGAUGUGUUGUUUUACUUGGCCUACAUGCAAUUCUAGCUGGGUGAAGAUGGAGGGUUCUUCUGGGUCUGCUUUUCACAAUUCUGGCAGUUCUAGGGCCUUGAAUAGUUCCGGAGUCUCAGAUAGGAACCAAAGGGUUCAUUGUCCUCAAAGGAACCCCUUUUCGGGUGAGGCAUCACAGGAUUCGGGGUUUAGAAAGGAAAGGGAUAGGGUUCUGUUGGCUCAAAGCGGUCAGCCUAAAAAUUUGGGUGGCGGGUUUUCGGGGUUGUGUGAGGAUGAGGUGGAGGUUGACCCCUUUUUCUGUGCUGUAGAAUGGGGUGAUAUUAGCUUGAGGCAAUGGUUGGAUAAACCUGAACGAUCGGUGGAUGCCUUUGAAUGCUUGCACAUAUUUAGGCAAAUAGUAGAGAUCGUUAGUGUAGCACAUUCUCAAGGAGUUGUAGUUCACAAUGUGAGGCCUUCCUGCUUCGUCAUGUCAUCUUUCAACCAUAUCUCGUUUAUUGAAUCAGCAUCUUGUUCAGAUACUGGAUCGGAUUCUUUAGGAGAUGGAAUGAACAACCAAGGCGGUGAGGUUAAAACUCCAACAUCUCUCUGUCCCCAUGAUAUGCAUCAGCAGAGUUUGGGAAGUGAAGAUUUUAUGCCCAUCAAGACUUCAACCACCCCUGCUCGGUCAGAUUCUAGUUGCAUGCUGUCGAGUGCCGUGUAUGCAGCUCGUGCAUCAUUGAUAGAAGAAACAGAAGAAAAUAAAAUGAAAGAUAGGAGAAAGGAUGAAGAAGUAGAAGGAAAGAAGCAAUCAUUUCCAAUGAAACAGAUACUACUAAUGGAGAUGAGUUGGUACACUAGUCCUGAAGAGGGUGCUGGUGAAUCUAGUUCUUGUGCUUCAGACGUUUAUCGAUUGGGGGUUCUCCUUUUUGAGCUAUUUUGUCCGCUCAGCUCAAGAGAAGAAAAGAGUAGAACCAUGUCUAGCCUUAGACACAGAGUUCUUCCUCCACAGUUACUUCUAAAGUGGCCUAAAGAAGCUUCAUUUUGCUUAUGGUUACUGCAUCCUGACCCUAAGAGUCGUCCAACACUUGGGGAGUUGUUGCAGAGCGAGUUCCUUAAUGAACAGAGAGAUGAUACGGAAGAACGUGAAGCAGCGAUAGAGCUGAGGCAAAGGAUAGAGGAUCAGGAGUUGUUGUUAGAGUUCCUUUUGUUACUUCAACAGAGAAAACAGGAAGUUGCUGAGAAGUUGCAACAUACUGUCUCUUUUCUGUGUUCAGAUAUUGAAGAAGUGACCAAGCAGCACGUUAGAUUUAAAGAGAUUACUGGUGCUGAACUGGGGAGUGAUGAGCGUUCAGCAUCAAGUUUCCCAUCCAUGACAUUUGUUGAUAGUGAGGAUUCUGCUUUUCUAGGGACUAGAAAACGAGUCAGACUAGGGAUGGAUGUUAAAAACAUUGAGGAAUGUGACGAUGAUGUAGGGGAUGAUCAGAAAAGUAACGGAAGUUUUCUUUCAAAAAGUUCACGACUAAUGAAGAACUUUAAGAAACUUGAGUCAGCUUACUUUUUAACACGAUGUAGACCAGCCUAUUCCUCUGGGAAACUGGCGGUUAGACAUCCACCUGUAACAAGUGAUGGUAGAGGGUCUGUUGUCGUGACUGAAAGAAGUUGCAUCAAUGACUUGAAAUCUAAAGAGCAGUGCAGGGAGGGUGCAAGUGCUUGGAUAAAUCCUUUUCUUGAGGGUUUGUGCAAGUAUUUAUCAUUCAGUAAGCUAAAGGUUAAGGCUGACCUAAAGCAAGGAGAUCUUUUGCAUUCUUCCAACCUAGUAUGCUCACUCAGCUUUGAUCGUGAUGGAGAAUUUUUCGCUACCGCGGGUGUGAAUAAGAAAAUUAAAGUGUUUGAAUGUGAUUCAAUAAUAAAUGAGGAUCGUGAUAUCCACUAUCCAGUUGUGGAGAUGGCUAGCAGGUCAAAGUUAAGCAGUAUAUGUUGGAAUACAUACAUCAAAAGUCAAAUUGCUUCAAGCAACUUUGAAGGUGUUGUACAGUUAUGGGAUGUGACAAGAAGUCAAGUAAUCUCUGAAAUGAGGGAGCACGAGCGGCGGGUGUGGUCCAUUGAUUUCUCAUCAGCAGACCCAACAAUGUUGGCAAGUGGGAGCGAUGACGGUUCUGUCAAGCUAUGGAGUAUCAAUCAGGGAGUUAGUGUUGGUACCAUCAAAACCAAGGCAAAUGUUUGCUGCGUUCAGUUCCCCCUGGAUUCUGCUCGUUUCCUUGCUUUUGGUUCAGCAGAUCACCGAAUAUAUUACUAUGAUCUUCGCAACCUUAAAAUGCCACUUUGUACUUUAGUUGGACAUAACAAGACUGUGAGCUACAUCAAGUUUGUAGACACUGUGAACCUUGUCUCUGCUUCCACAGAUAACACUUUGAAGCUUUGGGAUUUGUCUACAUGUGCAUCUCGAGUUAUAGACUCACCGAUUCAAUCAUUCACUGGUCACGCGAAUGUUAAGAACUUUGUGGGGUUAUCAGUAUCUGAUGGUUACAUUGCCACUGGUUCAGAGACAAAUGAGGUGUUCAUAUACCACAAGGCCUUCCCCAUGCCAGCAUUGUCAUUCAAGUUUCAGAACACAGACCCUCUUUCUGGCAACGAAGUGGACGAUGCUGUGCAGUUCGUGUCCUCAGUCUGUUGGCGCGGCCAGUCAUCGUCCACCUUGCUCGCUGCAAAUUCCACAGGGAAUGUCAAAAUUCUGGAGAUGGUUUAAGUUGUUGGCCUCUACACAGCAAUCUACUACAAAAUGAUACAUUGUUUGCUGAGCAUGAGGUGACAGAACCUAUGCUUAAGAUUAGCUUCUGUUGCCACUGAAUGCUUUACAAAGGGGUAUAUAGAUUCCUUGAUUAUUAUUUGUAAGUUGUAACAUAACAAAUUUUUGCAUUAGUAGUUCAUAGCGGAAGCAGUUAAAGAGAAGAGUGAGAUUGAUCACGUGGAAAACCAAAAAAGGUCCUGUAGAUAGUGUCACAUGGAAAAAAGUGAAGGUCACAACAAUCUAUAUCAGAUUAUUAUCACGGUUAUGAUCCAUAUUCAAUUUGAUAGUUACAUUCACCUAGUGGAAGCUACUAUUUUUGUGUAGAAUUCAAUAAUAUCUACAGAUAAAAAUCUAUUGCAUUUUCUAAAGUAUCUAUUGUUUUUAAUGUGCUAAGUCGGUGCAAGCUUUGAUGAAUUGAAUGUCCUGUAUCAUGUGGAUUGUGGAACGUGACACAUUAAAUGCCUUUUAUUAUGCUCGAUUGUGGCAUAUCAAAUAUGACUAUGUAAAUCUUGGCCAAA
Messenger RNA from Glycine soja, 3868 nucleotides. RefSeq names its product protein SPA1-RELATED 3-like. Gene Ontology annotation, molecular function: protein binding; protein kinase activity; ATP binding. The transcript has 8 exons. Bases 585 to 3308 code for a protein of 907 amino acids. Lineage: Eukaryota; Viridiplantae; Streptophyta; Magnoliopsida; Fabales; Fabaceae. Gene Ontology annotation, biological process: photomorphogenesis; protein phosphorylation. The record is from RefSeq and is a predicted model, not a curated record.